Xiphophorus couchianus (Monterrey platyfish) is the source of this 1818-nucleotide messenger RNA. It is a transcript of the gene gemin7, whose product is annotated as gem (nuclear organelle) associated protein 7. Gene Ontology annotation, cellular component: SMN-Sm protein complex. The record is from RefSeq and is a predicted model, not a curated record. NCBI's taxonomy places the organism in Eukaryota, Metazoa, Chordata, Actinopteri, Cyprinodontiformes, Poeciliidae. The coding region runs from base 882 to 1268 and encodes 128 amino acids. The transcript is spliced from 2 exons. Gene Ontology annotation, biological process: spliceosomal snRNP assembly.
AAGUUGCAGGACACCGGCCCUUGAGGACUGGAGUUUGACACCCCUGAUUUAGAACAACAGUAUUUUCCAUACUCAGCUCAUCUUACAAAUAUAACAUGCAGAAGUUGCGUACAAUUAAGCUAUCUGGAUCCUCCUGAAAUUACCAGAGGUUUUAGGGAUUUUAACCACGGCUGUUUGCAUUUUAAACCACAUUUAAGAGAGUCAAUGUUUACUCUUUAUGACAAUUGAAUGGUGCUGCAAACAGUAUAGUCUCAGCACUCACAAAUCCUACAGAAUCAGAACUUUUAAAGUUUUUGUGUAACUUGAUUUAUUUUAAUUGCGUGUAUGCUUCUAUGUAGUCAUUCUAAAAUUACAUUGUUUUUAUAACUAUUUGUAUAUGAUCACUAUGGUUUUAUUAUGUUUAUUUUUUUUAUCUCUGUAAUCAUGGACUUGUGUGUUAAUAAAGAUUAAUUGUCUGAUUAGUUAUGCACUACAUGGGACAUGACCUCAAUAUGUAGUUGACACUCCUGUUACAUAAAAUACUGCAUCACUGCUGAGGCAUCUGUAGCUGUGCUGAGGUACAUUGGAGACCCAGGUUGUUUUAAUAGAGGCCUGAGCCUCCUCUACUUUAGUGUCUCAUCUUUCACUUGACUAUACUCCUUAAAUUAUUUAUUGGCUUUAUGUUAAGAUAGUUUGCAAGGCCUUUCCCUCGUAGCCCACUUUGAAUCCUUCUGAUGUUUUGUCCAGUUUAAGACCUAAAGCAAAGGCAGAAACAGUUGUGGCCGAUGUCCUGGUUAUAUCAAUGUGUAGUGAUUCAUGAAACGCUGGAUUCAGCCUCGGUCCACUCCUUGUGAAUCUCCACCAAACUUGUAAAAGCGCUUUGCUUCAAGGCUAAUCUCAACAUGGCCACACCAGUCCCUGUGCUUCGCCUACCGAAAGGUCCUGACCCAAACAGCCGUGGGUUCGACCCGAACUCUCCUCGCUACAUCGCUCUGUGCCGUACGUCCAUCCCCACUUCAGCCGCGGCAGAGUCGGACCCCCAGCAGCUGCAGGAGGAGCAGCAUGCACGUUCGGUGCUGAGAGAGCGCUUCCUGCGCUGUCUGCUCGCCAUGUCCAACAAGAAGGUUCGGUUCCACAUGCACGAGAAGGUGAACGUCGAGGCCACGUUUGGGGCGUCGGACAUCGACGUGCUGAACUUUCAGGUGUCCGACCUGCACACUCCCAUCGGGGUGCAAAAAGAGGCCCUCAUCAGAAGCCAGGAUGUCAUUUCAUUUACAUUUGAUGUAUGACACUUUGGGCCCGAAUCCCAUGUUUUGAUCUCAGCAAUGGUCUUCUCACUUCAGGAUAUUGUUGUACAAUAUCUUUGCAAAAGUGUAAGAUUCAGAUCUUGCAUCCAUAAAUUGUUUACGUGCCACCACAAGAGGGAGCCAUUGAUUCGUCAUGAACAAAGUGUUUGGCAUUUUGGUAGAAAGGUAUUUUUAUACCUUUUAAUCAGAAACCAAGCGCUGAACUUGUUGCUGUCUGCUGGGAGUUUGAUAGUAUUGCAGUUUUACUCACAGUUUGAUUCUCAGUCCUUCAGUUGUCAUCUGCUUCCUGACAUAUGCUGCCUGAUAUUAAUAUAACAACAUGUCACCUAAAUGGCCACAUUUAGUAUUUAAACACACAUCAUCUUCUGACGUGCAACAAGUGUUUUUUUUGUUUCUAUUUCUCACACUUUUUACAUUUAUGUUUUUGUAUUUACCCAUUUUGUACUUUGUUGAAAAAUAGUUUUGUUCAAAUAUGGUUUUGAAUACUUUACAUUUUGAGAAAAUGGAAAUAAAAAACUGCAUACAAACAAAA